GCGUGAGGCAGGAAAGGAUUGGAACGGUGCACCGAACUCAAAAGCGCACGGCACCGCUCCGCACAGCCACGGGAGCCCGCUCCCCCGCCGGCGGCGCAGCGUGCGCCACGUCCGCCCUUGCAAAUCCCAAAUCGCCCAUAAGAAUGGGGAAAACGAAUGAGUAUCCCCGUCGCGCAAACGCCGCAGCCUAGAAAACGCCCGAUUCAGAUCGCGAUCGCCAUGGCCGCCACGGGCUGGUCGGACCUCCCUUCGGAGCUCCUCACCGACAUCGCCGGCGGGCUAAGCGAGCUCGCCGACAUCGCGCGCUUCCGCUCCGUCUGCUCCUCUUGGCGCGCCGCGGCGGCUGACGCCGCGGCCGUGCCCCCGCCGCAGUCGCCGUGGCUCGUCCUCCCGUCCUCCCCGUCCAGGCUCUUCUUCUGCCCCCGGGAGGACCGCAUCUACCCGGAACUCCGGCUGCCUCCCCCGGCCGCGGAGGCCCACCACCGACGCCGACGCCGCCUCUACGCGUCCCCGCAUGGGUGGACCCUCGCCAUCGACCCAACCGAUCUCUCGGCCUCCCUCGUCCAUCCCUUCACCGGUGCGACCCGCCCCCUCCCGCCUCUCCCCGCCUUCUUCGCGGAGACCGACGACCUGGCAUGGGACUGGUCCCCGCAUGGCGUCAUGGCGUCCUGCGGCGAGGGCCUCCUCUUCUGCGCCUCCGACCCGACCGCCGCCUCCUGGGCCACGAUCCCCGCCCUGGCUGACUGCAACGCGAGCAGCAUCAACUACGUCGGGGGCGAGUUCUUCGUCUUCGAGGAGGACGUCUGCCGUACCACCAUCGUCGAUGCCGUCACCCUCGCCGUCGCGGCUGUCAUCCCGGCGCCCGCCGUCGAGCUCCCCUCCGAGGCGCGCAUCGCGGUAGCCGGCGACGAGCUUUUCCUCCUCGUCAAGUCCAAGUGGAUGUACCUCUUCGGCGACGACGUUGAUUUCUCCAAGGCCUUCCGCGUCAAUCACCGCAGCGUCGAUCCGGUCUGGCAGGAGCUCGCCGGCAUCGGCGACCGCGCUCUGUUUGUGGAUUCCCUCCACGGAUUCGCGGUUCCGACCGCGGGGUUUGGCAAUCUUGAGAGCAACACCAUCUACUCGGUGAGCAGCAAGGAGGCGAAUAACAGGCGUCCAACCACGGUGAAUUAUAGCGUGUCGGCGUUUAGUUUGGAGAACCGUAGCUCCAAGAAACUUGCGUGCCGGCUGAACGGCCGGGAGAUGGCUAUACGCGGUGAGUCGCCAUCGUGGAUCAUACCGAGCUUGAAUGAAGGCUGAGGUUUCUGCGGACUUGGAGAUCGCCGUUAUUGGGCAAUGGUGUUGAUAUCUGGCUCUAGCUUCUGCAUCUAGGAAUGGAUGUCGGAGUCCGAGAAGCGUUUACUACUAUUAAGCAACAAGAAGUUGACGGCGACUACAUCUGGAUUCUGAAGUCUCCGGGGGCACUCCAGAACAUCUAGUAUCUUAGUUGGUAGAAAUAAUAUGAUCUAAGUCUGACAACUUUUAUACAGUUGCUACAUAUCUGUUUGGGAGGGGUGUCUCUCGAACAAACACCUCUUAAACAUGUAUAUAUAUCAAUUAUCAAUCAAUGAAAGAGAGAGUUCGAAUGA
This is a messenger RNA of Phragmites australis (common reed), 1625 nucleotides long. RefSeq lists its product as uncharacterized. Bases 157 to 1296 code for a protein of 379 amino acids. The transcript is spliced from 2 exons. NCBI's taxonomy places the organism in Eukaryota, Viridiplantae, Streptophyta, Magnoliopsida, Poales, Poaceae. Gene Ontology annotation, molecular function: protein binding. The record is from RefSeq and is a predicted model, not a curated record.